Cervus elaphus (red deer) is the source of this 3460-nucleotide messenger RNA. It is a transcript of the gene ZNF362, whose product is annotated as zinc finger protein 362. The transcript is spliced from 9 exons. Gene Ontology annotation, molecular function: DNA-binding transcription repressor activity, RNA polymerase II-specific; RNA polymerase II cis-regulatory region sequence-specific DNA binding. The coding region runs from base 508 to 1758 and encodes 416 amino acids. Gene Ontology annotation, biological process: negative regulation of transcription by RNA polymerase II. NCBI's taxonomy places the organism in Eukaryota, Metazoa, Chordata, Mammalia, Artiodactyla, Cervidae. The record is from RefSeq and is a predicted model, not a curated record.
CCAUCCAGACUCAGCUCUGUGACCUCAGGCAAGUUACUUAACCUCUCUGGACCUCAGUUUUCUCAUACGUACAAUGGGUCUAUUGCAACAGUUAAAUAAUGGCUAUAAAAUGCCCUGAUAGCUUUCUUGGCCUACUGUAAGUGUUCAGGAAAAGAUGGUCGAUAUUGUACUUUCUCAUUCGACAAAGAGUUUCCGAGACCACCUUGGACUAGACGCAGGAGUGGCAGAAGUGAAUGAGCACCAGCUCUACCUGUGUACAGAGCUGAGUCUGGUGGGGAAGUCACCCAGGGAAACACGACUGCACCACCCCUGCACUGCUGCAACCAGAUCUGGGUGGCGUCCUAACUCCAUCACUUGCUGGCUGUGUGACUUUGGGCAAGUUGGUCGACCUCUCUGAGCUGCAGCUUCCUCUUGUGUUAGGUGCUGUUGGGAACACAGAGGAGUGGCUGACUGGGGGUUCAGGGAAGGCUCCGUAGAAGAGGGAACACUUGAGCUGGGUCUUGAAGGAUGAGUAGAAGUUCACCAAGUGGGAAAGGAUCCUCUAGGAUGGCCGAGCCUCGAUUUAACAACCCCUACUUCUGGCCCCCUCCUCCCACCAUGCCCAGCCAGCUGGACAACCUGGUCCUGAUUAACAAGAUCAAGGAGCAGCUGAUGGCGGAGAAGAUCCGGCCGCCUCACCUGCCGCCCACGUCGGCCUCGUCGCAGCAGCCGCUGCUCGUGCCACCGGCGCCGGCCGAGAGCAGCCAAGCGGUCAUGUCGCUGCCCAAGCUGCAGCAGGUGCCGGGCCUGCACCCGCAGGCUGUGCCGCAGCCCGACGUGGCGCUGCACGCGCGGCCGGCCACCAGCACGGUCACAGGUCUGGGAAUCUCCUCCCGGACCCCGGCUGUGAGCACGUCAGAGUCGAGCGCAGGCACGGGUACCAGCAGCCCGUCCACACCCACCACCACCAGCCAGAGCCGCCUCAUCGCCUCGUCCCCCACCCUCAUCUCAGGGAUCACCAGCCCCCCCCUCCUGGACUCCAUCAAGACAAUCCAGGGCCACGGCCUGCUUGGCCCCCCCAAGUCCGAGCGCGGCCGGAAAAAGAUCAAGGCGGAGAACCCAGGGGGGCCGCCUGUCCUUGUAGUCCCCUACCCCAUCCUGGCCUCGGGCGAGACUGCCAAGGAGGGCAAGACAUACAGGUGUAAGGUAUGCCCGCUGACCUUUUUCACCAAGUCCGAGAUGCAGAUCCACUCCAAGUCGCACACAGAGGCCAAGCCCCACAAGUGCCCGCACUGCUCCAAGUCCUUUGCCAACGCCUCCUACCUGGCCCAGCACCUGCGCAUCCACCUAGGCGUCAAGCCCUACCACUGCUCCUACUGUGAUAAGUCCUUCCGACAGCUCUCCCACCUCCAACAGCACACCAGAAUCCACACAGGCGACAGACCCUACAAGUGCCCACAUCCUGGCUGCGAAAAGGCUUUCACUCAGCUCUCCAACCUCCAGUCUCACCAGCGCCAGCACAACAAGGACAAGCCCUACAAGUGUCCCAACUGCUACCGGGCCUACUCGGACUCCGCCUCCCUGCAGAUCCACCUCUCGGCCCACGCCAUCAAGCACGCCAAGGCCUACUGCUGCAGCAUGUGUGGGCGGGCCUACACCUCGGAGACCUACCUGAUGAAGCACAUGUCCAAACACACGGUGGUGGAGCACCUGGUGAGCCAUCACUCGCCCCAGAGGACGGAGUCCCCCAGCAUCCCGGUGCGAAUUUCCCUCAUCUGAGCCGACCCGAGGCGCCCCGCCCUGCCCACUGGCAGACACAGACCCAGGCAGCACCGGCCCGACUCCCUCCAGGGGCCCUCCAGGAACAGCCGAGCUCUCUCAUGACCUUCCUGACCUUCCAGAAAGCCUGGGCCGCAGAAGCCCUGCCCGGUCCAGCUCCGGGGGCGGCCAGGCCAACUGCAAGAUUCUGGACUGUUUUGGUGGCAUCCAAAGACGAUCUCAGAGCACUUUGAACCUCUCCGCUGGGUUUUCCUUUUCUUCCCCCAUCCUUCACUUGCUUCACUGUUUUUUUGUUUUGUUUUUUAAGUUUGUUUUGGAAAAUAACAAAAAAAAGAUAUUUAUUGGCCAAGAAGUUGGUGCUGCUAAGACCGAGAAAUGAAAAGAACCGGACAGAUGGACACAGAGACCCAGAGGGCAGCGUGGGACCUUCUCUUGCCGCAGCCUCGGGUCUUGAGGGGAAGGCGCAGGCCUGGGAGUCUGGACCGCAGAGGGGGCUCCCCGGUGGGAGGGGCAGGAGGCAGCUGGAAUGAGCCGCUCACCGCCCCGCCCCCCCCCCGCCCCCCAGCUGGAGCCUCCAGAGCUGUGCCCUGGGCAUCACUGAGCAGUGGGACGUGGCAGCUACCAGCGCUGCCCAGGCUUCAGGAGACAGAUGGAGAGGGGCCGGGAGGUCCGCAGGACCAAAGGGCGCAGGGUUGGCUGGGCUGGGCGCAGGCCCAGGGAAAUGGGGUGGGGGCGGGCUGGGUAAGACCCGGUGCCCCCACUGCCCUGAAGACCACCCCAGUCUACCUCAGUGCUGGCCAGGAAACCUAUCGGCUACCUCUCCCACCAUCCCAGACUGUGGGCAGCGGGGGAGGGAGUGGGCCUGGGGCAAGGACCCCCUCCGCUCUGCAGAAUUUCCUCCGGUUAGGGCAGUGCCCAAGGAGGGAUUACUUGUCUUCCCUGCCAUUGAGGGGGAUCCCCAGCCCAGGCCCUAGGCCCCUCGGCAGGGAAGGGAUCCUCGGGGAGGAGGGUCCCAGGAGCAGACCCUGCCCUCAGCCCCCACAGACACACCCCAAUCUGAAAGCCAUGCGUGUCCGUGUAUAUAGGAACUAUGUACAGAGCCCGGAGAAGCCCCCUCUACAUCCCCUGGGGAAAAAAAAGAAAACUAGACAGAAACUCAUCUAUAUAUUCUGUAUCUGGAGUUCCGUUUUGAAUAUUAACUGUGUUAUUUUUAUACACUUUUUAAGCCUUAACUCGCCAUUGAUUUACCAGUUUAACGUCUCCCGGGGUUUCUUUUCCCACGGGGUUCUCCGCCCCGCCCCCACCCCUUUGUUUGACUUGCGUCGUCUGAUACUCAGUAUUGUAGCUUUUCGUCCGCAUGUUACUACCCUGUAAAUACGCUGUUAUACAUACUGUUAACACCCUUUGCUUUUUUUCUAUGGGACCUCCAGGCCACCGUAUUUAGAACUAGUUACCUUAUUAAAAAAGAGAAAACAGUCUGUUGGCUUCUCAGUCUGCAUCGUGGUGGCAGGGAGGUGAGGGCAGGUGCUCCCCCCACUGCGCUUCAGGAACAAAGUUUGCGUUCUAUUUAAGAAAAGGGGUGGGGAGGAGAAAAAGGUCAAAUGUGGGGGAAGACCCUAAAGGGGGCAAGAAACAAAGGAAUCCCAAACCCUCUGCUCUCUGUAUUUCUCUGUUGUGAAGAAUAAACUGUACCUGCAGCCGG